Messenger RNA from Oncorhynchus keta (chum salmon), 1853 nucleotides. RefSeq names its product gap junction delta-4 protein. Lineage: Eukaryota; Metazoa; Chordata; Actinopteri; Salmoniformes; Salmonidae. Gene Ontology annotation, biological process: cell communication. The record is from RefSeq and is a predicted model, not a curated record. The coding region runs from base 1 to 1548 and encodes 515 amino acids. Gene Ontology annotation, cellular component: connexin complex. The transcript is spliced from 5 exons.
AUGAUGGACGGGCGAGCAGUGGUCGCUGGGACAGGACAGACAUUGGGAAGAGACCAGAGGCAAGACGGGACUGACGUUGGGCUGACGUCAGGCACGGUCGACUCCACGGACUCUGGAGGUGUACGGACUCUGGAGACUCAAGAAUUUGGGAAGAUGUUCAGAUUUGUCACUGGCUCCUGUGGAACCAUUUUUGCCCUGGUGUGGAGGCGGGUUAGAGUGGACAGUGUCCUGGUGAUCGAGGAGGAGAAGAGGCUCAGACAAGGCUUCAGAGGGCCUUCAUCAUCAUCAUCUGCUAACAUGGGCAGACAGGGCGCUUCCGAGGUGGUCUUCAUCUGUCUAAACCACAACAUAACGCUUGUAGGGAAGAUAUGGUUGAUCCUGAUGAUUUUAGUGAGGAUCCUGGUCCUGCUCUUUGCAGGAUACCCCCUCUACCAAGAUGAACAGGAACGCUUUGUGUGUAACACCAUCCAGCCGGGCUGUUCCAACGUCUGCUACGACAUCUUCGCUCCUAUCUCUCUGUUCCGCUACUGGCUUGUUCAGCUGCUCGUUCUCUGUCUCCCAUACAUCAUCUUCGUUACCUACGUCAUCCAUAGAGUCACAUCACGCCUCACCGUCGACACUACUGACCCCUCAGAUAGACAGGAGUCAUUCAGGAAGAUGGCCCUGGCCAAGACAUCUCUCCAGGCGCAGCACGGCAGGAGUCAGUGCUUCACAGGAGCAUACACCCUCCAUCUUCUGUUCAGGAUACUGCUGGAGGCCGGGUUCGGGGUUGCCCACUACUACCUGUUUGGGUUCUAUAUCCCCAGGAGGUUCCUGUGCCAACAGACUCCCUGCACCACUCAGGUAGACUGCUACAUCUCCAGGCCCACGGAGAAGACCGUCAUGCUUAACUUCAUGCUGGGGGCCGGAGCCCUGUCGUUAUUACUCAACUUGGCUGAUCUCAUCUGCGCCAUCAAGCGCUCGGUGACUCAGAAGACCAAAAGGAAGAUGUUGGUGGAGAAGAUGUACGAGCAGGAGCAGUACUACCUCCCCUCCAGUGGGGGGAGCAGAGGCGUGGAGGCUAACGUCCCUCUACUUCCCCAGAACCUGGUGGUGGAACCUAUAACCUUCCGGAAGAGAGGGGCCAGUAAGUCCAGCACUGCUGACCAGGGAGCCUAUCCCCAUCUGGGGGAGGCUGAGAACACCUCUGCCCCUCGCUGUGGCUCUAGUUUCUCCUCGGGGCAUCCAGGCGCCAACACCAAUGAGAACAACCUCUACCCUGCAGCCCAGGAGGAGGGCCCCGAAGCAGAGGGGAGCGAGGUGGCUCUGUGCCCUGUAGAGCCCAUCGGGACACCCAGGUCCAUCAGGGUUUGCAAACGCAGUCGCCUCAAACCGCCUCCGCCCCCACGACGGAACCUGUGCCCCCCAACGGCAACCGCUGCGGGCGUCUCACCAGGAACAGCGGUGUGCACCAGGAGAGUGGGUCAGUACACCCUGGUAGAGAUGACAGCCUCGGACUUGCAGUCCAACACCAGCGAGGGCCAGGAGAAGAGGUCUGAGUGGGUUUGAUUGGACUGAGAUGAUGCGAGAGCUGCAGCUCUGAGGAGAGUGAUUUUAUUUAUUUCCAUGAUGGAGACGUGAGAACCAGUGUUGCGGAAGCUACUCUGAAAAUAUAAUUUACGAAGUUAACAAUUACUUCACGCUGAAAUAACUCAAUUAAGCUACACUAAAGCGACCCUUAAAAAUAUAAGUAACUUAACUAAAGUUACUUUGAAGAAGUAGUUCACUACAUCCAAACUACUUCAUGAUAAAUCAUAUCUAAAUAUGAAGUAUCAUAGACUACAUAUUGCAAUUACAGAUCACUCUGGAGUCAG